AUGCAGAUGUGGUGGUUCGACGGAGAUCACAUUUAUAGAGUGGUUGUUGGUUCACCGGAGGCGCUGGUUUGCUCGCCGGAGAAUGUAACAGCGGUGGUAGAUAGAUCUGAUAGUGGUGAUCGAUUUUUGUCCGAUUUUACUUCAAAAAAUAGUGGUAUUCCGUCGAUGAUCUUAGGAUGUGACAGACGAAAAAAGGUGACAGUGGUAGGGUUGUCGGAGGAGGCAACAAAUAUUGGGCCGACACGGCGGCAGUGGAAUUGGGGCUCGCCGGAAAACCAAAACUCCGGUACCGGAAUGAAGAGGUGUGAGCUGUGCAGCCACUUUGCUCGGAUGUACUGCCAAUCGGAUAACGCAAGCCUCUGUUACGAAUGCGAUCAAAACGUUCACUCAGCCAAUUUUCUAGUAGCCAAACACUCCCGAACUCUCCUCUGCCAUAAAUGUCAAUCUCCGACUCCCUGGAACGCUUCCGGCGUCAAUCUCGGUCGCACCGCCUCCGUAUGUGUUAACUGUCUUGACGAAACUCCAUCUCAACGGCGACUGUUGCAGGGAGGGGAGACUAGUGACCGUGGAAACGAUGUGGUAGAGGAGAAUUGUGAUGUACAUGAUGAAGAUGAAGACGGAGAUACAGAAGAUGACGAUACAGAAUCAAUCGAUGAGAGUGAAGAUGAGGAUGAGGAUGAGGAUGAAGAUGCAGAGAAUCAGGUGGUUCCGUUGUCGUCAGCCGCGUCGCCACCUGCUACCGGUUCUUCGUACAGUGAGGAGUUUUCUUCGAGCAGACUCUCAUCUGAUGGUUUUAGAUCCACAUCUAAACGAGAACGCCUGGAUCCUUGUAUCGAUUCUGAGGACGAUACACCAUGUUCAUCGGAAAAAUCCAGCAGUAAAAGGAGGAGGGAGAUUGAUGACGCUAUUUCGUUAGGAUAUUUCAGGCCAUCAGACAGAAUUGGAGAUCCUGUUGAACAAAUCUCCCGUUCCAGUAGCCAAUGGAUAGCUCUUAAAUUUCUCACACUGCUUUCUUCGUACACAGUUUCAAGAAGAGGCCACUGGGGUCAACUGUCAAGUAUAAGCUAA
Molecule: messenger RNA, 1068 nt
Organism: Lactuca saligna
Lineage: Eukaryota; Viridiplantae; Streptophyta; Magnoliopsida; Asterales; Asteraceae
Source: the annotation of a GenBank genome assembly